Messenger RNA from Pantherophis guttatus, 2183 nucleotides. It is a transcript of the gene SIAE, whose product is annotated as sialic acid acetylesterase. NCBI's taxonomy places the organism in Eukaryota, Metazoa, Chordata, Lepidosauria, Squamata, Colubridae. Gene Ontology annotation, molecular function: sialate O-acetylesterase activity. The record is from RefSeq and is a predicted model, not a curated record. Gene Ontology annotation, biological process: carbohydrate metabolic process.
CGCAAUUAAAACCCGUUAUCGCCCAGGGGCCUCACCGCGUUCUCGGUUCUGUUUUCGGGCGCCGGUGAAGGAGGCGAUGGCGCGGCCGAGGUUUUAAGGACCAAGCGGGGAGCCUGCGCUCCUACCCUAUGUUACUUCCUGGCUUGGAUCAGCCCAGUGUGAGGUCACAAGGAGAUUGAUGUCUUUAAGAUACAGACUCCGGACAUUCUCUGCUCCCAGAAUUGCAUGCUCUGACUUUCUGGCUUCAUGUUAUCAAAAAAGAUGAUGGAGGCUUCCUUGCUAUUCAUGUUGCUCUUGGCUUGCACAGCAGGUGCUAAAUUUCACUUUGCUUCCUAUUAUGCUGAUCACAUGGUACUCCAGAAGGAACCAACUCAUGCAAUCGUAUGGGGCUUUGGAGAUCCUGGUUCUAAGGUGAUGCUGACACUCUCCCAGAAUCAUAGUGUUGUGACCAAAAUGGUACAGAUUGAAGAAAACUCUGAGACUUGGAAAAUUAUGCUGGACCCUGUGGCCCAAGGAGGCCCUUAUACUAUAGAGGUACACCAGUACAUCAAAGAAGAAGUGUCCAAUUUGUCAUUAAAAGAUGUCUACUUUGGAGAUGUUUGGAUUUGCAGUGGACAGAGUAACAUGGAGAUGACUGUUUCACAGAUAUUCAAUACUAGCAAGGAGAUGGAAGAUGCAUUCAAGUUUCCUCUUGUGCGGAUAUUUUCCACUGCCCUUAUUCAGUCAGAAGUGGAGCUGCAAGACCUUGGAGGCGUGAACUUGCAGUGGUCCAUUCCAACGGCCAGAAACCUGGGCCAUGGAGACUUCAGCUACUUUUCUGCAGUAUGUUGGCUGUUUGGCCGGUAUUUGUUCGAGAAACUCAAGUACCCCAUAGGGCUGAUAGAUACCUCCUGGGGAGGGACUCCAGUUGAGGCCUGGUCCUCCAAGAAGGCUUUGAAUGAAUGUGGUCUGUUAGAGUAUAUUGAAAGAAGUCCUCCCUCGUACCUUGUUGCUGGUCCCCGAGAAGCAUCCGUGUUGUGGAAUGCAAUGAUUCACCCUUUCGUCAAUAUGACCAUCCAAGGAGUUAUAUGGUAUCAAGGGGAAGCCAACACUCUUAUGAACACUGAUAUGUACAAUUGCACCUUCCCUGCACUCAUUGACGAUUGGCGAAAAGCCUUUCAUGAAGGAUCCGAUGGUCAAACCAACAAGCAGUUUCCCUUUGGUUUCGUUCAGUUAUGUACAGAUCAGCACGUGCAGAUAAAUGACAACUUUCCACGUAUUCGGUGGCAUCAAACUGCAGACUACGGCUAUGUCCCUAAUAAGAGAAUGUCCAAUACUUUCAUGGCUGUUACCAUAGAUCUUGGUGAUGACGAAUCUCCUUAUGGCAGCAUCCACCCCCGGGAUAAGCGGACUGUGGCCUACAGGUUGCAUCUUGGAGCACUGGCAGUGGCUUAUGGGGAGAAAAGCAUAAUCUUCCAGGGACCCUAUCCUCGGAAAGUGCAAGUGAAUGAAACCCAUAGGCUUCUUAAUAUCACCUUUGAGGAAUGUGUUCAGUUGCGUCACAUGGACAACAAGACUUUUGAGGUGUGUUGCUCUAAUCAGGGAACGUGCAGUUGGAAACCAGCAUGCAUUGUGUCAUCCUCUUCCUACUCGGUAAUCCUGCAGAACCCAACCUGUUCAGGUGGCAUAAAGGGCUUGCGCUACGCCUGGUCUGAAUGGCCUUGUGAAUACAAACAGUGUCCCGUUUACAAUCUACAGGAAUUGCCUGCCCCUCCCUUUAUUACAUUUUCCCAAAAUAACCCUGCAUGGAUUUUGCUGUGAGAGCUGAGAGUGAAAAGAGGAAUCAGCAGCUUAUUUUGCAGACGGAAAAAAAAGAAGUGUGGCGUACACAGCUACAGCUUACUUUUCUUAAAGCAGUAAACCUCUCAGGUUGAUGACUGCAGAGAAGAAUUUUAAAAUGAGCAACCCAGUUACUUACUUGCCAGAAAGGUCAUAGUAGGGAGGGUGGAUCAGACGUUGACAAUUCUUACUCUUGCUACCUGCCUGAGGUGCUGUAAUAACCAGAAUUAUUUUGUAAGUACUUCACUAGAAAUCAAACCACUUCUAAAACAAUCCCUGGUUACCUGCACACAACCAGGAGAGCCAGGAUUCUGAAUGACAAGGCAUGAUGGGUGAUUAAUAAAAGAUUCCUUUGGGAACAUUGA